GCUGAGGACACCUAAGAUGUCGGCCGUUGAGUCAUCAAAGGCCGGCAGGGACAGUGAUGCAGGUGGAGAACACUUCACGUGGGGCAGACACGCACAGCGGUGGCUAGUCACUCAGCCUAAUGCUCCGAUGCAGGGAGCCGCGCGGAUACAUAAAAACCAUUAAGGCUUGUGAAAGAGAAGAAAAAUACGGAAUUGUUGAGCGAUAUUUUACGAACAUAGUGUACACAGAAGGGGUGUUAAAAAGAAGCAGUUGUCUUUCUCAUUUGAAUCACGUACAGCUGGUCCACUUGUUUUAACAUUUUUUUAAAUUAAGACUAAUUAUAUAUUGUUCUAGAAUAGGGUUGGGCGAUAUGGACCUUAGCACAUAUCACAAUAUUUUUAGGAGAUAUCACGAUAUGACGAUAUAAAACAAUAUAAAAUUUGAAUUCACUAGAGUCUUAAAAAAAGUUACAAAGCCAUAUAAUGAAAUACACUUGUCUCAAAUUGUCUACAUUGCUACUAAAUCUUCAACAAACUGUAAUGCCUAUGUUUGUGAUUAAGGAAGAUGUAGUCAACCAUGCAAUUCCAACUUCUUAUGGAAUAUAUUUUUUAUGACACUCUUGUUUUGUUUAUGCAUACAUAGGGAAAACGUCUCUUGUUUAGAAGGACGGUAACGGAAGUGGAGAAUAAGACUAUAGAGCUAUAGGUCCAAAAAUAAACAUUCUUCUCAUAUUGUUCCACUUAGAACUUCCACGACGUCACCAGGCACUGUAAAACGUUCCUUACAUUAAAGCCAAAAAAUGCAAUAUGGUGAAAAUAUACUCAUGCAGCCCGAGUCACGCAUACAUAACCACACAAGCUAACACUGUUAGCUUCCAUUCACGCUCUAUAAGAGCAGAUUCAGCCAACUUUCGCUUGCGUUUAUCACCAAUUCAAGCUGUUUAGGUCAGGAGGGGAUUGUUCAGUGUUUAUAAUGAUUUUGUGCCACGACUGAGCGGUCUGCCUGGUAAAUACUUCCGCUCACGUAUGUCCCUUCUCCUCACGAUGACAACAUUUCAUUCAUCUUAUAUAUUCAUUUAAUUGAACACAAUCAAUUCAAGCCAGUUGGUAGCUAGCCAGUUAUCGUGAGCGGAUAACAUUUAACAGUGUUCAUUGGAUCCCCACAUAUUUGCUGUCGCGGCAAAUUUGUGAAUCCCAGCCUCAAAACCUAAAGUGAGGUGAGCACAAGUUCAUAUGCUCGGAAGUCGUUCCUGGAUUUACAACAGGCAAGCGAUGUGGAUGGAGAAAAGCCUUCUCCGACAGCUAUCCCGGAUAGCAGUGUACCACUGCUGGCCUCUUCAGACGGAGAUAGAGGUGGUGUCACAACAGAUACACAGAUACAGUACAGUUGCAGUGCGAGCCUGAAAACCAGGCUAAAGGCCAGACCGUGAUUCAAUUCUAUCUGUUCUAUCGAUUAUCUUUCAUUGUCAUUUAAGGAUGCACCGGUCCCUCAGCCACAAGUCAGUAUCAGACGAUGUCCGUGGAAAAGCAACAAAUGUCUAGUAUAUGUCUACAUGACAUUGGAAGACACCAAGUUUCUCUUGGAGCCCUGCUACUGCUACUUAGAAGGAAAUACAGUAUUCACAGACAUAGCGCUACCAGAGCUCCACCAGAUAAUGUAAGAAGUUGUCUCCUUAAAGAAGUCUCAUGUGGGGGCCCUUGGCACUGUAAGGGUGUGAUGCAUACUGAGGAUGUAAACCUGUAUUGUGAUUCUCAGCAUUUAGCUUGUUAACUUCAUUAUGAGUGAAUAAUGGCAAUUGAAGAGACACGGGCAAGGUACUGGCAUUGACUCUUAUCUAUUAAUUAAAACAGUCACUUAUUUUCCAGAGAUUGAUCCAAAACUGGCCUGCACGGCAGACAAGUUGAUUAGCACGCAGGCCUCACAGCUAGAAGACCCAAGUUCAAUUCCACCCUCAGCCAUCUCUGUGUGGAGUUUACAUGUUCUCCCCGUGCAUGCGUGGGUUUUCUCUGGGUACUCCGGUUUCCUCCCACAUUCCAAAAACAUGCUAGGUUAAUUGUCAACUCCAAAUUGUCCAUAGGUAUGAAUGUGAGUGUGAAUGGUUGUUUGUCUAUAUGUGCCCUGUGAUUGGCUGGCGACCAGUCCAGGGUGUACCCCGCCUCUCGCCCGAAGACAGCUGGGAUAGGCUCCAGCACCUGCGCGACCCUCGUGAGGAUAAGCGGUAGAAAAUGAAUGAUCAAAAACUGGCGGAGAACAUCAAGGUCAAGCUAGCAAGAGGGUUUCAGGGGAAGGAGGAGCUGGCUUGCUUAAAGUGCCAAAAAAGAUAUUUUUAUGGGUGUAUCAAUUACUCUGGUUUAUUUAAUAUUUACGGAGGGACGGUAACCGACUGUUCACAUACAUUUUUGGGGGGUCAGGCCUGCAGCCAGACAGUAGGGCUUUAUAGCCGUCCCCGAGCCUGCAGAAUGACAACACGUGAGACAAAAAUAGCGUUACUUGUCAGGGUGCAGGGAGGGCUUCAUACCAAAUAUCACAACAAGCAACGCUGAGCAGCUGGUAGCCACACUGUUGACAGUGUUCAGAGAGUGUGGAAACAAGAGCUUUCUUUUCCAUUCCAUUUGACUUCUUCUGUUUUUCCUUCGGCGAGGCAAGCUGUCCAGCAUGUCAAAAGGCAGCUUCGUCUUCACAUCCAUGGCUUUACACUCCCUUGAAGCGGAUGCGGACAUCCUGGAAAGACACAGGUACAAGCAGCGUUUGGCCUCCCAUCACCUUCUUAGCUAUAGGCUGAAGAAGGAAGCCAGCGAGAGAGUGCCACUGAGGUCCAGCAUGUUCCUGAAGCCGGCCGUGUGCCAAGACGUGGUUAUCCAAAAUGCUGUGUAUACGGGAAACCUGGAGGCCAUGCGGCGCCUCUUUCCUCGAGGAUCCACGGCCAACCUCAUCAUUGAGCCGCAGGGCGGGGAGAUGCGAUGGGCUGCCCGGGGGGAGGGACUUUGGUCCCUGACCUACGAGCAGGAACUGACUACGCCGCUUCACAUCACAGCCGGACGAGGCUUUGCGGACUGCCUGAAAUUCCUGCUGCAACGUGGCGCCAGUGUCGACCUGGCACCUGGUGGCAUAACCGCCUUGCACGAGUCCUGUGCCAACUGCGAGUCUGAGUGUACCAAACUGCUGCUGGUCCAUGGUGCCAAUGCUAAUGCCGUCUCAGAGGAUGGCCGCAUGCCAUUACACUUGUGCACAACACCUGAAUCUUUUGAAUGUGCCAAGCAUCUCCUUCAGUAUGGUGGAGCCAUCAAUGGACGCACUGUAGAUGAAGACGACACACCUUUACAUGUGGCAGCCAGGAACGGCCUACCGAAUCACGUAGAGCUUUACCUACGCUAUGGAGCUGCUGUGGACAAACAGAAUGAUGAAGGUCUCACACCCCUGAACGCCGCCUGCUCCCAGCCACAGGAGCUGCAGGAUCUCCACCGUUACUUCAAGGUGUGUCAGCUGCUGCUGAAGGCAGGAGCUGACCUCCACACCACGGACCAAGACAAACACACCCCUCUGCAUAUGGCGUGUAAGAACGUCAAUGCAGACUUGGUGGAUCUGCUCUUGGCCAACGGGGCCUGCGUUAACAACAUGGAUUAUGGCGGUGAAGCUCCCAUGCAUAACAUCCUGAAGGUGGUGUGCUACAAGAUAACUCAUAGCCCUGAGCGGAUUGUCCGUGCCCUGCUCAACCACGGCUCCAUCCGGGUGUGGCCUGGAGCACUUCCCAUGGUUUUGAAGCACUGCUCUGAGUCGCCACGCACCAUUGAAGUUCUGCUCAACGCCUACAGUCACCUCAAAGUCAACGACACCUGGGUUGAGGCUGUAUCCCCUGAGGUGUUUAAGGAGCACAAGGAGUUCUACGAGUCUGUAUUCUCCCUUCAACUGACUCCUCGCUCCCUGCAGCACUUGGCUCGCUACAGACUCAGGGCCUUCCUAGAAGGUCGGCUGGACAAGGUGGUUCCACAACUCUACAUGCCCACCUUCCUCAAAAACUACUUGCUUCUGGACUACAGAGGUUAUAUCCACUAAAGCACUUUUAAGCACUGAGGAAAAAGAUACCUGCUGCUAGAAAACCAAUAAUAACGUCACAUGCAGCUUUUAGCGCAGUUUGUUUUUUCACCACUAGAGGGAGUUACAGACUAGAUGUGAUGAAGUAUUGACUGCCUUAUCAGGUGUGUACUGUAUGUUGGAACAAAUGCACUUGUUGGGAAAUCGGUAAGUCAGUAAUCAUUUUCUAAUUAAUAAUUCUGUAGAAUGAAUGUGAACAUGCGUCCUACAUAGAGGUUGCCUAAUAAUUCCAGGCCCUAUAUGAUUGUCAUUUUUUGUAUAGUAUCUUUUUGUUAUUUUAAGGAAAAAUACAUCAUUUUAGACAGUUGAAUGCACUUGUUUUCCGUUUCAUUUCAUUGUUUUUGUGCAAAAUUGUAUUUUUCUGAAAACAGCUCAUAUUUACAGCUCUAGCUCUCAGUAAUUAA
Molecule: messenger RNA, 4476 nt
Organism: Doryrhamphus excisus (bluestripe pipefish)
Lineage: Eukaryota; Metazoa; Chordata; Actinopteri; Syngnathiformes; Syngnathidae
Source: RefSeq, a predicted model, not a curated record